Ciona intestinalis (vase tunicate) is the source of this 704-nucleotide messenger RNA. NCBI's taxonomy places the organism in Eukaryota, Metazoa, Chordata, Ascidiacea, Phlebobranchia, Cionidae. The record is from RefSeq.
GUAAUAUCCUGUAUGUGAGUCGACCAGCUGCAUUAAAAUGAGCAAAAAGAAUCAAAAACUCGCCGAAGAGCUUUACAAAACGUCGUGUCAAAAGCACUUCACAAAGACUGAAGUUGAAUCGUUGAUUAUUUGCUACAAGAACUUAUUGGAAGGAUUGAAAAUGGAUCGGAAUUUAUUCCGUGAUAUUUUGCACCAAAAGUUCAACAUGACGGAAGAUUUGCUCAUGGAUCGAGUGUUUCGAGCUUUUGAUAAAGACAGCGAUUCCUACAUAAGUUUGACUGAGUGGGUAGAAGGAUUGUCAGUUUUUCUGCGUGGAACACUGGAUGAAAAAAUGGAAUAUACCUUCACUGUUUUUGAUUUAAACGGUGACGGUUACAUUUCUCGUGAAGAAAUGUUUCAAAUGUUGAAGACAUGUCUCGUUAAACAACCAACAGAAGAAGAUCCCGAUGAAGGAAUAAAAGACCUCGUUGAAAUUGCACUGAAAAAAAUGGACCAUGAUCAUGACAGCAGAUUAUCAAAGAAAGAUUUCAAAGAUGCCGUUCUUAUUGAACCUCUACUGUUGGAAGCUUUCGGAAAAUGUUUACCUGAUGAAAAAUCAUCAGAAAUAUUUGAAUAUCAUGUCCUUGGCGUUAAGCAGUGCAGGGGAUGAAAUGUUUUGAUAUAUUAUUUGUUUUUACUUUAAUAUAAAAUGGAUUGUAUGUUCA